Molecule: messenger RNA, 3621 nt
Organism: Anarrhichthys ocellatus (wolf-eel)
Lineage: Eukaryota; Metazoa; Chordata; Actinopteri; Perciformes; Anarhichadidae
Gene: ncln
Product: nicalin
Exons: 15
Coding region: 128-1861 (577 amino acids)
Biological process (GO): regulation of signal transduction
Cellular component (GO): membrane
Source: RefSeq, a predicted model, not a curated record
AUGCGGAUAGCGGUUGAUAAGCUAGCUAGCUAAAGCUAACCUGGGUCCCUGCCUGUCAGUUGCUGAAAGCAGUGACAGCUGAACAUAUUAUUUCAUCCCUAGCUGUGCGCCCAAUACAAUCGCCACAAUGUUCGAGGAGGCUAGCGAAGUGUUCGAUAACAUGUUUAAAUCUUCGUUUCCCCUAACCUUCAUUGUGUUUAUCCCCGCGGUGUUGAUCCUGGUGUCACCGCUCCCGGCCGAGGCGGCACACGAGUUUACCGUGUACCGCAUGCAGCAGUACGACCUGCAGGGACAGCCCUACGGUACCAGGAAUGCCAUCCUGAAUACGGAGGCUCGUACUGUGGAAGCAGAGGUACUAAGUCGCCGCUGUGUUAUAAUGCGGCUGGCAGAAUUCUCCUACGAGGAGUACCAGAAAGCCCUGCGCCAAUCAGCGGGAGCUGUGGUCAUCAUCCUGCCCAAGAACAUGUCUGCUAUGCCCCAGGACAUAGUGCAGCACUUCAUGGAGCUGGAGCCGGAGAUGUUGGCCACCGAGACCAUCGUCCCCGUCUACUUUGCCAUGGAGGACGAUGAGCUGCUGUCCAUCUACACCCAAACCCUGACCUCCUCCUCCUCACAGGGCUCAUUGUCAGCAGCAGAAGUGCUGCUGCAUACAGCCACAGCCAACGGCUUCCAGAUGGUAACCAGUGGAGCUCAGAGUAAAGCCGUCAGUGACUGGGCCAUCACCAGUCUAGAGGGUCGUCUGGCUGGAGUUGGAGGAGAGGACCUGCCCACUAUUGUGGUGGUCACCCACUACGACUCCUUUGGUGUUGCUCCCUGGCUGUCGUACGGAGCAGACUCAAACGGCAGCGGGGUGUCCAUGUUACUAGAGCUGGCUCGUCUCUUCUCGAAACUGUACACCUACAAGAGGACACAUGCUGGGUACAACCUGCUGUUCUUUGUAUCUGGUGGGGGAAAGUUCAACUACCAGGGCACCAAACGUUGGCUGGAGGACAAUCUGGACCAUACAGACUCCAGUCUGCUGCAGGACAACGUCGCCUUCGUGUUGUGUCUGGACACCCUGGGGAACGGAGACUCUCUGCACCUCCAUGUGUCCAAACCUCCUAAAGAGGGAUCUCCUCAGUUUUCUCUACUUAAAGAGCUGGAGCUGGUGGCCGCUAGUCAGUACCCGGAGGUGAAGUUCUCCAUGGUCCACAAGAAGAUCAACCUGGCCGACGACAUGCUGGCCUGGGAGCACGAGCGCUUCGGGAUCCGCCGCCUGCCGGCCUUCACGUUGUCCCACCUGCCCUCCCAUCGCCUGGCUCAGCGCUUCAGCAUCAUGGACUCGCGGUCAGUGUCCCCCUCCUCUCGCCACGGAGCGGGAGAGCCCCCUGCUGGGCCUUAUGUAGAUGUGGAGAAACUCACCAGGAACACCAAGCUGGUAGCCGAGGCACUGGCCAGGGUCAUCUACAACCUCACCGAGAAGGGGGCUCCUGGGGACCUGCAGAUCUUCACUGAACAGAUGCAGGUGCAGGACGAGCAGCUGUCGGCGGUGGUGGACUGGCUCACAGCGCAGCCGCGAGCCGCUCAGCUGGUGGACAAAGACAGCAGCGUGGUGUCCACUCUGGAGUAUCACCUCGGACACUACCUCAAGGACGUCAAAAGACACUACGUCAAAGCUGACAAAAGGGAUCCAGAGUUUGUAUUCUACGACCAGCUGAAGCAGACUAUGAACGCUUACAGAGUGAAGCCUGCUAUUUUUGACUUGCUGCUGGCUGUCUGCAUUGCAGCCUACUUAGGGGUGAUGUAUCUUGCUAUCCAGAACUUUGGAGUCCUCUACAGCGUCGUACGUAGAAUCACUCAGCCCAAGACCAAGACCCAUUAAGGUGCACGACACCAUUUUUCUUUUUUUCCAGAUCCCCACACUUUUCCACAAAUCCAGGAACUUUUACCAGUAAGAACGCAGCAGCUGGUCCGAGCUGCUGUUCUCAUGAUGGUUUUCAAACCAGCAGAAUCUCUUCCGUUUCUUUCAUCCCGAUCCACAGACUGUGAUGUCGGAUCCUGUCCUGCUGCCCACUUAAUUCAUUUGGUCUCACGGACCGGAAUAAAUCAGGAAUCAUUUUUUUUACUCUCCCCGUCUUCAUGAACACAGAUGUCUCGUCAUUCAUUUAUAAUAAUCCCUCACGUCGGGACAUAUUUCAUUAUUUCGCUCUUGUGAGGGGAUGUAAAGCAUUUGUUCCGCACCUCUGAGAUCUAGAUGAGAUUAAGUCCUCUCCGUUCACCGUACGAGUGAUCGCUCUGCCAAACCGACGUCAUGUGUCGUCUCAGGCAGCUACGGGGAGAAACCGACCACGCAGAGUUUAGUCCAGAAUUUCUUUUUUGUCAGAUGUGUUCACCCAACCUGGUUGUUAAUUAAAGGAAAAGUUCACAUUUUUUAAUCUGCUUGAAUACAAUACUCACAUUUUCAUAAAGAGGUAUUUGUAAUAGUUCUUUCUUACCGUACGGACUCCCUCCUAAAUCCACAGUCCUCGUUCUGUUCUCGCCCCCACUGCUCAUCAAGGAAACACCGUCGGUGAAGUCACACAGAGGGAGUUUCAUACUAAGAAGACAGUUAACGUUAGAGGGUACUGACGGCACAGACAGGUCUGUGGAUUUUGUCUUCCAUCUCUUUCAGGGCUCCUACUCAGCAUUCAUAAGACUCGAUUGAUUGCUUAGAAUGAAACGUGUAAAAUAGUGAAAAAAUGCUCAACGCAGGUUAUCAGAGUCCAAGGUGAUGUCUUCAAAUUGCCUUUUCUGUCAGGCGAAGAGAACAAGUGACAACAAUAUAAAUAUUUACAACAAUAUAAAACCUAGAAAGGCAACAAAUUAUCAAAGUAUUUGGCGACAUUUCAUAAAUGAGCAUAAGAGUAUUACAUUGAGACAGACUUGAAAAUAAAUCUGAACUUUUCCUUUUUAGAUGUGUAGUGAAAAUGACAAAUAGUGUUUACGGAUAAGAUGAGCUGUCUAAAACAAUGUGAAGUAGUGUUUAGAUUAUCCUGAUUCAUUUGCCUUGGUAGUGCAUUUAUUAACAGAAACAUUUAAUUUAAUGCAAAAUAAAUCUUUGCCAAAUACUAAUGUAUUAAUCUCCUGUUAAAUCUAUAACCUUGUAGAAAUUUGAAGCUGAUUCCACCUUGAAAUUUUCCUUCUUACUUUUUGUGCCAUUUCUUUCUGUAGAUGAAGUUUGAUUUCUGUUGCUGUGACUUAAAGUUGUCUUUUUUUUACCUGAAUGGAUAAAAAAGUCCUGCUGAUUUUAAAAACAUGUUAAAGAAAGGUCACGUGCAACAGACAUGUUUCUCUAAGUGUAGUACAACACCGUGUCAUGACGAGAUAAAUCUCCGCCCCUUUAUCAGUGGAAAACUUAAUCUGCUGAAUGUGACCUUUUGCUGACUGCAGCAAUAAUGGGAUUUGAUUUAAUCCGACAUUUUUAAAGACGUGUCAAGAUUUUGGUCGAGCCAGCACUGCAGCAUUUGUACACCAGAUGUCUUAAAAUGGGAAAUAACACCAAAAGAUGUUGGAUUAAAUGUGGACAAAUAUCUUGAACUCGCCUAGAUUAAGUUGGUGUGUGUGUAAAAUUAAUGCUGCAGUGUUUCCUUGAACUCUUCUCUG